CUUCCGGUGACCAUGGCGGAGAUUCAUAUGAAAUUUCAAAAUUGGCUUCCUACAUAACUUUCAGUUUUGACAAAUGAAAGAUGGAAACUCAAGCACCUCCCACAUCAACUACCCAGCCUUCAACUCCAGCAUUUCCAAUCCCCGGAUACGUUUUGGACGACCUGUGCAGUCGAUUCAUCAUCAAUAUCCCUGAAGAGGAACGUCAAGACUUGAUCCGCAUCUUCUUCCAAGUAGAGCUGGCACACUGGUUUUAUCUUGACUUCUACUGUGCUGAAAAUCCAGAACUCAAGACAUGCGGAAUCAAGGAUUUCUCUUCACACAUUUUUCGCCACUGUCCAUUUUUGUCCAUCCAUGCAGAGCAUGUGGACAAGCGACUCGAAGAAUGGAGAGCCUACAAAAUGAGUGUGCCAACCUAUGGAGCUAUCAUCCUGGAUCCAGACAAAAAAUAUUGUCUCCUGGUGCAAGGGUUUUGGACCAAGGCAAGCUGGGGGUUCCCUAAGGGCAAGGUGAAUGCUGAAGAGAGUCCCCUAAACUGCGCUGUCAGAGAGGUGAUGGAGGAGACAGGAUUAGACAUCUCAGGCCUUAUCCGGAAAACCGACUACUUAGAGAACCAGAUGAAUGAUCAGCUUACCCGUCUAUACAUCGUCCCAGGGGUGCCACUCAAUACUCAUUUUCAGCCCAAGACACGCAAGGAGAUAAAGAGCCUGCAGUGGUUCCCUAUUGAUUCUCUGCCUUGUCACAAGAAGGACCUUGGGUGCAAGACCAAGCUGGGGAUGAACCCCAAUAACUUCUUCAUGGUGAUCCCAUUUGUUAAACAGUUACGCAAAUGGUUAGGUUUCAAUUCGGAGUCUCAGUCUCAAUCUCAAUCUCAGUCCCAGUCUCAGUCUCAGUCAGACGGGGAGUUCAAGAAUACAACCAAUCAGCAGAAGGCAUCCAAGAAUCGUGAAACCAAUGAUGGAAGACAGCCUGGGUCACGCCAGAAACAACGCCAGACACUAGUAUUUGGUCAGCAGCUACAGAGUGACUACCAGGAGUACAUGCAGCUGAGGGAAUCUGCCAAGCUGUCUGUGAAGGAACAGAAACAUCGAGCAGAGUCCCCCGGAAAAGGACGUGGCAACACUGGCAAGGCACCAGGAAGCCAGCAGCGACAGCAGGUGACGCAGUCUCCGCACCAACAGAACAAACAGCAGUAUCAGAUUCUGGCUCGAAAUGGUGCGGUCACAGGGCAUACUAGGAGGAAUCUUGCUACUCAGUUUGACAAACAAGGUCGUUCCUCUCAAUCAGAGAAACUACAGAAGAAGCGGGACGUCAGCAAAGGAGAACUUACCUCAAAAACAUGGCUCAACUUUCAGUUUGAUGUGGAUGCUAUAAUGGCCUGUCUUUCAUAGUUCUACAUUUCCAGGAAAACAGGUGUUUCCAUGACAAUCCUUUUGCUCAUUAUUUAUCACAAUAUCAGGAAGUCUACAGAACAAAAUCAGUCAUAUCCCCCUGAAUCUGGAGUGAAUAGGUUGGUAGCCUGGUGGUCUGAGGCUCACAACCUAGAUAUGAAGAAUUAUCCCCCUUAGAUGUCCCUGGAUCCAUUGACCAUGGAUUGGAAUCUCAGCUUUCUCUUGA
This is a messenger RNA of Haliotis rubra (blacklip abalone), 1614 nucleotides long. Its product is annotated as m7GpppN-mRNA hydrolase-like. Gene Ontology annotation, biological process: deadenylation-dependent decapping of nuclear-transcribed mRNA; nuclear-transcribed mRNA catabolic process, nonsense-mediated decay. Lineage: Eukaryota; Metazoa; Mollusca; Gastropoda; Lepetellida; Haliotidae. The record is from RefSeq and is a predicted model, not a curated record. Gene Ontology annotation, molecular function: 5'-(N(7)-methylguanosine 5'-triphospho)-[mRNA] hydrolase activity; RNA binding; manganese ion binding. Gene Ontology annotation, cellular component: P-body; cytoplasm.